Molecule: messenger RNA, 1725 nt
Organism: Caenorhabditis elegans
Lineage: Eukaryota; Metazoa; Nematoda; Chromadorea; Rhabditida; Rhabditidae
Source: the annotation of a RefSeq genome assembly
AUGGAAGAGUCACGGAAUGACACCGAAGAAGUUAUGAAAAUGAAAGAAGCCGAAUUACUACAGGGAGUCGAGCGUAGGCGUCGUAAUGUGGAGAAGUGGAGAGCCCAAAAGAAGAACGAAUAGCUUGAUCUACAAUCUGAGCAAUCUGAUGAGAAAUCUGAGAAAAAGCCCUGGAAUCUGGAGGAUGAGGAUGAUGAAGACGAAUUUGAUAUCAAAAAUGAGGGAAUUUCAGAGGAAAAUCCGGUGAAAAUGGAAGAAAAAGUCGAAAAAAUGGAUACAUACGACGAAGAGGACCCUCUGGACGCUUUUAUAAAAGAAAUUGCCACUAAAAACGCCAAAAAAACCGGAAAUUCCACACAAAAAGCGUCUGGAAUUGUCACAAUUGUGCAGGAGGAGAAGCCGGAGCCCGAAAAGGGACAAGUGCUGGAAAAUGAGGAUAAUAUGGAUAUGGUUAUUGAUGAUUUUGAUAUUGAGACGGCUGCAGCAUCAUUAUAUCAUAAAGGACGAAUGUUGGCACAAACUGACCAUUCUAAGGUCUAUUAUCGGAAAUUCAAGAAGAAUUUCUAUAUUGAGGUGCGGGAGAAUCCCUUAGAGGCUCCACUCGAAGAGGGUGACGGGCCUAUUGCAGUGAUUUUGACUCCGACUAGAGAGUUGGCUAUGCAAACUUAUAAGGAAGCUAAUAAGUUUGCGAAACCACUGGGUUUGAAGGUAGCGUGCACCUACGGAGGAGUUGGAAUUUCCGAGCAAAUUGCAGAUUUGAAGCGUGGAGCCGAGAUCGUCGUGUGCACACCGGGACGAAUGAUUGACGUACUGGCGGCGAAUAGUGGAAAAGUCACAAAUUUACGAAGGGUCACGUAUUUGGUGUUGGAUGAAGCCGAUCGAAUGUUUCAUAAGGGCUUUGAGCCGCAGUUUAUGAAAGUGGUGAACAAUAUCCGGCCUGACAAGCAGACCGUACUCUUCUCUGCCACGUUUCCCCGACACAUGGAGGCUCUGGCACGGAAAGUUCUGGAUAAACCUGUUGAGAUUUUAGUAAGACACUGUUUUGCUUUAAAGGUCGGUGGAAAAUCUGUCGUAUGUAGUGACAUCACUCAGAAUGCAGUAAUUUGUGCAGAGCAUCAGAAGUUUUUGAAAUUGCUGGAACUGUUGGGAAUGUACUACGAUGAGGGAAGCUCGAUUGUAUUUGUAGAUAAACAGGAAAAAGCUGAUGAUAUUGUAGAUCAACUCAUGAGAACUGGAUAUAAUUCAGUUGCUUCAUUACAUGGAGGAAUUGAUCAACAUGAUCGAGAUUCAUCGAUUGCUGACUUUAAAACUGGUGUUAUUAAGGUUUUGGUAGCAACAUCAGUUGCAGCUCGAGGUCUUGACGUGAAAAAUCUGAUUCUCGUUGUCAAUUACGACUGUCCAAAUCACUAUGAAGACUAUGUACAUCGAGUUGGAAGAACUGGACGGGCGGGACGAAAGGACCAAGAAAAGAUGGCCGGAGAGGUUUGCCGGGCUUUUGAGACAGCUGGAUGUAAGCCGCCGGCAGAUUUGAAGGCAAUGUUCGAACGGUUCAAAAGUGAGAUGGCUGCAGAGGGAAAAGAUGUUAAAUUGGGUGGAAAAGGUUUCGAAGGAUCCGAUUAUAAGUAUGAUGAGGGUGAAGCUGAAGCUGAUGCCAAUAAGAAGAGGAUGACCAGAUUGACCGCUCAACUUCAACGCGGAGGAACUCAGGCGAGAUACAAAGUGUAA